CCACAUCUACUACUAACCACCAAAUCUCAUGGCACCACCCAAACUACUAUACUGGUUUACUCUAGCUGAAAACUAGGUUAAAAGAGACGGAAAGUUGGAGUUUUAGGUGUAAUUCAUAGUAAAAAUUCAAUACAGUUGCUUUCUCUGAAGCAACGUGUUGUCUCUUAAGCCAUUCGCUAUAAUACGCUUUUUAUAUAAAAAAAGUACUUAGAACCGCCGACUUAGCUUUGGUUCUUACACAAUGAACUAUAAGCUUUAUGUUUCUAGGCACAACUGUGAGAGCAGACGGUUUCUGCACAUUUCUAGAGCCGGUUGUAAGAUUUCAGAGCUGAAAUCUGCGAUUGAGGAGUCCUACAAGAACCUUUAUCCCUUCGACUCAGAUAUUGACAUUUUAAACAUCAAAGAUGAUCAAGGUUACGAUAUUCCCGGUGAAUACAAGGUUGAUCAAGUGUUCACGGACGGUAGCAAAAUCUCAUUUGAAGUAAUCGAUGGAACUCGAUCAUUACCCUCCAUCCAACUCUCCCAAACACUCGAACAAAAUGGGAGCCCAACAGUUAUUGAUUCGCAUGACGAUCUCAAAGUGUUAAAGUCUCCAGUUGUCUCGAGUUUAGAGGAGCCUACUGAAGAAAGACAAGUAUCACCGGCUAAACGGCCCUUCUCACCGGCAUAUGCUGGUGUAGCACCCUCUCACAAGCGUCUUAAUGUGGGUACUGGACGCAGGGACGAACGUGAGUUGGCACCCGAGAGUGUAAUUGGUAUUCGUACACCUACUUCUUUCAGAAACGAGAAUUCUAUUAUCGACGCUACACAGUAUUCCGCUGCAACUCCACCUUCAGCUCAAUACCCCGGUUUCGUCGAUCUUAGACAACAACCAACCCAGCCUACCCCUACUCGCAAUUCUCAUGCUGCUGAAACCGAAAAAGAACAGCUUUUGUACGAAAAUGACGAGCCAAAUUUUGACUCUGACUCGUCCACACAUACGACAUCUGUUGAUAGAAAGAACGCUGUCAGUUCUAAAACUACCUCAAACUCCAGUCCACGGAAACCUCUUACCCAACGUGUUGACAGCAGUCCAGAGCCGGAAUCUACGGCAGAGAAGCCUCACCUUCCGGAAGCCAGUUCUCAGGAAGAACACUCAAAAGCCACUAACGAGGAGGCAGACAGUGACUCCUCCUCUGACGACGACAGUGAUUUGGCACCUUUGUCAUCCAGAAGUAAUAAACCGGCUAUUGCAAUUACAAAAACGGGGUUACAAUCGCUUCCUGUGUCGUCUCUCAGUGAAGAAGAAUCGUCUGACACGGAUGGUGAAAUGCUGUCGGAUUCUAGUGAAGUUUCCAUUACUUCUAAUUUAGACUACGCUUCUCUGGCUUCAGAUUCCGAAUCAUCUUCAGACGAAAGUGAUGUUGCACCUUUGCAGUCCCUUUCCCAACGCAACAAGCAACAGCUUUCACAGGAACCCGUAGAUGAUAUACUAACACAGAGGGCCACUGAGCAGCAGACCACUACAGCUACAACUACUUCAGCAACCUCAGAAGCUUCCAAGCUUUCACCCGAGCCUCCACUGACGCAGGUGCCCGUGGAAGCUGCUUCUCAGCCGUCCCCUCUUAAACCAAAACGCACAAGAUCUCAGCGACAAUCGUUGUCCUCUGUUCACUCCUACUCUCGGUUGUCGGAACUUUCGAAAACCUUUUCUCCUGAAAUCCGAGACCCUAACCAUGCGCCCAAUCCCAACACUCGUAAACCUUUCUCCGCAAUUGCCCAGUCAGCUUCGGAAGCUGAAAGUUCUUCCCAGUCAGACAACGAAAGCAGCUCCGAAGACAGCAGCUCAGACGAUAGCAACUCUAGUGAUGAAGAGGAUUCGGCCGCAAAGAAAACCAAAAACAAAGCUGCUAACAACGACUUUAAUCCUAUUCCAGUUGAAAAACGUGCUAGUGCCAUACCCGUUAGAAGGAAAUUACGUCGCAGAAGAAAAAGCGGACUGGCUAGUUUAGCUUCUCUUGUCUAAUCAGUCUUAUUUUCAGUAAGAGUUCUUUCCAUUGAGCUUUUCUACUAAAAGUUUUGUGUUUUUAUUUCGGGUACUAUUAAUUCAUUUUGUCCACCUUUUUGACAUUUA
Molecule: messenger RNA, 2113 nt
Organism: Schizosaccharomyces japonicus yFS275
Lineage: Eukaryota; Fungi; Ascomycota; Schizosaccharomycetes; Schizosaccharomycetales; Schizosaccharomycetaceae
Product: nucleolar protein Dnt1
Exons: 2
Coding region: 242-2005 (587 amino acids)
Source: RefSeq, a predicted model, not a curated record